Eimeria acervulina is the source of this 1296-nucleotide messenger RNA. RefSeq lists its product as hypothetical. Bases 1 to 1296 code for a protein of 431 amino acids. Lineage: Eukaryota; Apicomplexa; Conoidasida; Eucoccidiorida; Eimeriidae. The record is from RefSeq and is a predicted model, not a curated record. The transcript is spliced from 12 exons.
AUGCGAGGGCGGCUACUCUCCGCUGCACCUACACUGGACGCUCGCCAGACAGCCACAGUCCUGUGGGCCAUUGGCCGCUGCAUUCGGCCACACAGACGCCGCUUUCGGGGCCUCCUCAGCACAUUCCCUUCACCGUCACAGCCUGCUGCAGCAGCUCGAGCAGCAGCAGGAGCCGCAGCAGCAGGGAUAGCAGCAGCAGGGGCAGCUGCAGCGGAGGCCGAUGAGGUCUGGGUGCCGCCUGCUGCUCUGCUUGAGGCCCUCCACGAUCGCGCUAAGGUUUGGGGUUGGGUUGAGCUCAGGGUCCGUAUUGCGCGGCGUCUCUACGGCUUCCAGGCAGAGGACUUUGCAACCCUUGCCUCAGCCAUCGCCUUAGUACGGGGGGCCCCCCUGCUGCAGCAGCGUCUGCUGUAUGCUGCAGCAGACGCAGCGGAAACCUUCAGCGCCACGCAGCUCUCCCAAGUGCUCUAUGCUUUCGGACUGCUCCGCGGCAGCAGCCAUCUGUUUGCGAAUCUGCAGUUCUCCUUGUUGGAGCGACUUGAGCAAUUCUCUGUUCCGGAAUUAUGCGACGCCAUCUGGGCAUACGCCGUGGCUCGCUUCCACGACGUAAACUUCUGGGGACCCUGCCUCAAUGUUGUUCCUAUCGAACGCCUCCCUGGGGAUGACCGCUGCGCAUUGCUGUUCCCAGCAAUUGAUGAGAUUACCGGAGAGGCCUUCUGGGCACUUCAGUUGGAGGAGCACCCAGCGAACUUCGCCGAACAUGUCGCUGAAAUCCCUGGGAGUAGUUGGAUUAUUGAAGUGGUGUUAGAGUUGCUUGGAGUGAAUGCAGAAGAAAAAACGGAGUGUAUGUGCAUGUUGUGUGUAUCGGCUCUAUCUGCUGCAGCUGUGCGAGCUCUAGGCCUUACUCCGCACCUGAGGGUGGAUGCAGCAGGGCAUCUAAUAGACGUCUUGGUGCAGCUAGGAGAGCCACAAAAAGAUGCAUGCGAGAUACCUACAACUCCUAAGUCCCAAGGGCGCGGGGCUUCGCAUGCAGUGCAGCUCGCGCUCUUGUGCCACGCUGAUGCACAGCUUCAGGGAGCCCCCACCAAACCGGGGAGUGUUCCAUCUCCAUUAGGGCAUUCUGUGCUGAAACACCGCCACCUGAAACGCCAAGGGUUCCAUAUUGUGCAUUUAACUUGGAGCGUUUGGCAGAAACUCACAACUGACCAGCAGCUCGCGCUGCUGCGGCGAGAGGUAGGCAAAGCGCAAGCGAGCAAAGAGCCUUCAAAAAAGACUUCAGAAGCUUCAGGAAAGGAAUAG